AUGGGAAGUGCAGCAGCCUGUUCUCGUCUCCUGUCUCUGGAUCCGUCUCAGUGCAGUCAUGCCUUGGCUAUAGCAGCUUCUCUAGCUGGAGCUCCAAUGGCUAAUGCUGCCACUCAGUCCAAGCCCCUUCACAUCGGCAACGCCUCUCGUUUGGGACUUGAAGCUGCUCUGCUGGCCUCCAGAGGCCUAGAGGCCAGUCCUCUGGUCUUGGAUGCUGUUGCAGGAGUGGCGGGCUUCAGCGCCUUUUAUGAAGAUUAUGUUCCUCAGCCUUUAGAGUCACCUGAUGGUGGUGGACAUGUGUUCCCUUUAGAGGAGCAGGACAUGGCUUUUAAGCGUUUUCCUGCUCAUCUGGGGAUGCACUGGGUAGCUGAUGCUGCAGCUGCGGUCCAUGAGCUCCUUGUGGGACAUGGUCUAGGACAGGUGUCCCCACAUCAGGUCCAGGACAUCCUGCUCAGAGUCCCCCAGUCUAAAUACAUCAACAGGCCUUUUCCCGAGUCAGAGCACGAGGCACGCCACUCCUUCCAGUUUAACGCCUGCAGCGCUCUGCUGGACGGUGAGGUGACCGUGCAGUCCUUCAGCCCGCCCGCCAUGAGCCGCCCAGAGCUGCAAUUCCUGCUGAGCCGUGUUCGCAUGGAGCAUCCUGAGGACAACCCCGCCAAUUUCAACCGCAUGUACGGAGAAGUCCAGGUGACUCUAGUUGGAGGAGACAUCCUGAAGGGCCGCUGUGACACCUUCUACAGCCACUGGCGCAACCCGCUGACAAACGAGAGCCUGAGCAAGAAGUUCAGAAGCAACGCAGAGGUGGUGCUGCCAUCAGAGAAGGUGGAGCGGCUUGUGGAGGUGGUGGAGGAGCUGGGCAGGCUGGAUGAUUGUGGAGCUCUUCUCUCACAGCUGCAGUGA
Molecule: messenger RNA, 900 nt
Organism: Nothobranchius furzeri (turquoise killifish)
Lineage: Eukaryota; Metazoa; Chordata; Actinopteri; Cyprinodontiformes; Nothobranchiidae
Source: RefSeq, a predicted model, not a curated record